Plodia interpunctella (Indianmeal moth) is the source of this 10919-nucleotide messenger RNA. It is a transcript of the gene Tet, whose product is annotated as Ten-Eleven Translocation (TET) family protein. NCBI's taxonomy places the organism in Eukaryota, Metazoa, Arthropoda, Insecta, Lepidoptera, Pyralidae. Gene Ontology annotation, biological process: positive regulation of transcription by RNA polymerase II. The transcript is spliced from 13 exons. Gene Ontology annotation, molecular function: DNA binding; zinc ion binding; DNA 5-methylcytosine dioxygenase activity. The coding region runs from base 899 to 8251 and encodes 2450 amino acids. Gene Ontology annotation, cellular component: nucleus. The record is from RefSeq and is a predicted model, not a curated record.
ACGCGCGCGCCAGUCCGCCGCCAACCGCCGUCGCGUCAACACGCGCGCGCUCAUAAAACCGCGCGACGCGACACGCGCACAACUGACGCGAUCGCGAACUCCGAUUCCCUUUUUGUUUAUUUUUCGCUUGCGUCCUUCGGACCGUUUUGUGUUUUCGAGGCACCGAGACGAAGAAAAAAAAAACAGGCGCGGAUGGAUCAAGCGACCAGAGAAGAUUUGAUCAGGCCACACACGUAACGCCUGACCCCGCGCCUGCUGAAGAACGACAACCAAAAGCCACGAAAUCCUCAAACCAAAGCCUCCAGUCAUAUCUUUCGUUUCAAAAAUCUAAAUAUAAGCACUAUUUUUUUAACCUUUUAACGAUAAAGCUAAAUCGUAAAUAGUAUACGCUACUCCCAAACAGUACAAAUUAAUUUAAGUCUGAGUGAUCGGUAUUUACAAUAAAGAAGCCUUCGAACGAGCAAAAGAUAAUCUAUCAACGACCAGUAUUUAAACGUUCCAAAAUAAUAGAAAUCGUUAAACGAGUGCACAAAAUAUUUUAUCAAUCGUUAAACGUAACGGAACAACUCCUCGAGCAUUUUCUAAAGUCAGCCAAAGAUUUUUAUAACCCAUAGCGUUAAGACUCGUGUAAGUUAAACUGCCUGUUAAUAAGGAUUUUCUACAUUAUUUAUUUGAUAGAGAUCAAACGAAGAUAUUGUGAUUAGUGUAGUGUAAACCAGUGUGCCGUAUAAUCGUAAAUUAAGUGCUAUAAUCCAGACUAUAAUACUAUAUAACGUCAGAGAGUACAAAUUGAUAAGUUCCAGUGCAGUUCCGAGUGUUCAGUACAAUAGUAGACUUAGUAAAGGUUAUUUUUGUAUAAAGUGAUAGACGCGAUGAGGCAGCGUCGAAUGAAGAAGUCAUGAGUGAGACGCUGCGGAGCGAAGGUGCGGACAGCGCGCACCUGCCGCCGUUCUCCACGUUCGGAGAUAUGGCGGACGACCAACGCAUCCUGACCGCCGAUACGCGGCUGCUGGACCCAGCCUGGGAGUACUACGAGCGUACCGGGGACACCGUCUCCGUCAUCGCCAGCCAGGCGCAGUACCGCCCGUGGGAAUCCAUGCCGCUCACCGUCAACUCCAAAGACGCCAUCCUUAGAGCUGGCUUUUCCACCGCUCUCGACUACCAACCCAUAGCAACUCUCCAACCUAUAGCGAACAAGCUGCCUUCCUUCCAAAGCCAGUUCCAAACGUUCCCCGAGACGACCGUGAUCCCGGAGACGGGUCUGCCAAGCGUGACCCCGGUCCCCGUGACGGCCAGCCCGACGCCCAGCGCGAGUCCUAGUCAGUUAACACAACUCACGCAGCUUACGACGCCAUCGUCUCCCGCGCAUCUCACCACGCUGGCGCAAGUCACUCCUUUAUCAACCACUCUUACUACCUUAUCCCCUGUUAAUGCCACUACAUUCCACACGCUAACAGCUGUCAACGCUAGAAGCUACCCCAUUGUUCCCGCGCCGCUACAAGCGAGGGAGCUCGCCCCCGCCGGCCAGACCUACAUCGAUGACAGGCAUAUUCAGCUAUAUCAGCCGAUCAACACAAUUAAUACGUUCCCGGCACAAAACGGUAUUUUGCACCAAAAUGGAACAAUACUUCAUCAGAAUGGGAGCUUAAUACAAAACAUACAAAGUCCGACCGUCGUGCACGUGUUGAAGAACGAGCCGUUUGAUGUGAAGUCUCUACAAGACAAGUACACGCCAAAUGGGCUGCACCAUAGUAAUUUCCAGAACCCAAUGUUGAUAGACAACGGUUAUGAAAAGAAGUCGAACGGUUUUGGUAGUGGUUCUUCGCCGACGAGGUCUGAUUUUCGAAAGAAGGAAAGGCGGAAAAUGAGAGCGAAUAGUUCAGAAUCUGACGGGUCGAAUAUGGAAGUGGGUUCAGAGAGCAGUGGGCAGGUGGCCGCGGUAUCUUCAACGGCUGGGUUCAAGUCCCCGAUGCACGGGGCUCCGCCCAUGACCACCGGGCCCAUGGAGCUGGACGACAUAUCUAGCGAGAAACAGUUCUUCCCCUCGCAGACGAAGAAGAAGAGGAAGCGGUGUGGUGAAUGCAUCGGGUGUCAACGUAAAGACAACUGCGGUGACUGCGCGCCCUGUCGGAAUGAGAAAUCUCAUCAGAUUUGCAAACAGAGGCGAUGUGAGAAACUUACGGAGAAAAAGCUUAUUUUGGCGCCGGACGGGACGCUGCAGACGGUCAAGAGCGAGUCGAGGCGAGGUCGAGGCAGAGGGCGCUCCGUCACUACUCCUGUCUUACAAGAUAUCAAGAGCUUCCGCGGCAGGAAACCCCUCGGCGGCGGCGUCCCCGGCGUGUCAGUCCCCGGCGUCGGGCUCAGCCCCGGCGUACCCGCAGCGGCGUCUCCGAGCCCCGCGCCGCAAGCCCCAGCUGCCCCCAGCCCCGCCCCGGCCACCACGCCAGCUAUGAAGCAGGAGCAUCCCAGUCAACCCAUGGUCUAUUUGUUGCAGGCUCCGAUGCCUUUCUACGCCGGCGAUCCCAAUAGGUUCCCCACCACCUGGCAAACGGACCCCUCACAAGGUUGGCAAAAUCAAUUCAUCCAGCAACUGCCAACGCAAACUGGUCAGACGACGUUGGACUACCAAGGCAACCACACAGCGUACGCUACGUCGCCCCACUACCAAGCCAACACGACCUACACCGUCCAGAAUGUCGCCACUACCUUUGACGUCACCAACAAUACUUACUACCAAGCUGGAGUACAAUCGGUCCCGGCCCAGAGGCCGCCUUCUAACCGCGGAGCGUACACGCCAGUCCCAUCACCAAGAGCUCCGCAUUACACCACGGAAUACCAGCAACAGUACGCGCAACAAGCCCCCACUCCAGGCGUCACCGCUGGCAACGACUCUCGACCAUCAUCUGCCGCCUCAUACCAAAAUUCAGUGCCAACAUCUGCUGCACCAGUCUACACAGUCAGCCAGCAAAACUAUGAAAGAACUGAAUACUCCGAUCCAACAGAAGAGUAUUCAAAUCCCGAAAAUGGAACAGGAGACACCAGCAACGAAGGCGAAAGACAAGAACAAAAUACGCCUAAUGGACAGCAUUCGGGAAACGCCGAGCCUGGAUACCUGCAGGGGAGCAACGGUCCGCGAGCUUCACUCGAUUGUAACGGGUAUCCGGGCGGCUAUACAAGCGGACAAUAUAGAGAGAACGGUCAAACGCAAAAUCAGAACGACUGGCAACAGAGGCAGUGGCAACAUAACCAAAGACUUCAGAACCAACAAAUGCAAAACCAACAGCAAAUGCAAAAUCAACAGCAGAUGCAAAACCAACAGCUACAGAAUCAACAGCAGCAAAUUCAAAACCAACAGAUGCAAAACCAACAACAAAUGCAAAACCAGCAACAACAAAUUCAAAAUCAACAACAACAAUUGCAAAAUCAACAGCAACAACAACAGAUGCAGAAUCAACAACAAAUUCAAAAUCAGAUUCAGAAUCAUCAAAACCAACAGCUGCAAAAUCAACAAAUGCAACAACAGAGGCAAGAAGAAUCAGAACAGCAGAUGUUUUCACAAUCAGAUAGGGUUAACUUGAACUCUAGGCUGAAAACGAUGAUAUUAAAUAAACAAAAUCAUACUCGAGAUGGAACUAACACGCCACCUGACAAAGGGGAUCCAGGAGAAGGGCCGCCUCGAGUGCUAGACGAUAGAAAGGGCGGGGUAGUCUCCGUCAAUGAUGACAGAAAUACUACCGGUCAUUUUUUAUCGUAUAGCCACCAUCUCCGAGAUAAUUACCGCAUAAGCGAACAAGGUUAUCCUGUCGCUGGUAAUUAUGCACAAAACGUCCAAGCCUAUAGCGCGGGCGAGUUCGGAGGUGGUGGCCACCACGUAUGGGAGGGAGGGACGGAAGUCCAAAGAGGUUUUGAUAAACACGCUAUGUCUAAGAACGUUUCCAAAGCUCCUCAAAAGUUACCGCCUUAUGCGGAUGUGAGAAGUCAAUUCAGUACUUUCCAUAAUGUACCAUUUGAAGCGCAAAAAUAUGCAGAAAUUUAUGGUAGUGAUAGUUAUAACCAGCAAGAUAGCAAAGAUUUCCAAUCAAAAAUGCUCAUCGGACCAGUAUCGGAAAUGAAUCAACAACAAGUACACGCGCCGGCGCGCGACACAAGUGCACAAAGAAGGCCUUACGAAAGGGAAGUAUACGAUGCAAAAUAUAAACAUCCCUCAGCACCUUUGAUACCUAAAUUAGAAACACCGGAACAUUUUCAGUAUCCAAAGGACGAGAGGUUAAAAAAUGAUCAACGAUCAAUAAAUAGUUUGUAUCCAAAGCAAGGAGAAACAAAUACAAAUAAUGUUUAUAGGGACUAUCCAAAUGGCUUUGUUCCUAGACCGCAACAAGGCACCGUUUUACCGCCAAUAUCCACGAUUAAGCAAGAAAAUUUUGGGCAAAAAUCCCAGAACUUCCAAAAUUUUUCGCACUAUCCAUAUGACCAAAGACAAGAAAUGUCAGAAAUGUAUCAAAUUCCUAGAUUACAUGAGAAUAUUGGUUUCCAGAAAUACAAUAGAAAUCCUAUUGAAGUGAAAUCGAAGGAACCAGAAAGUAGGGGAAGUUCUGGGAGAAGCACUCCAGCUGAACCCAAACCACCAUAUUAUAUAGAACAGAUCAAAUCAGAGCAUUCACCGCCAGGCCACAAAAUAUACAAAAACAUGAGUUUUAACCAACCACCUAGAAUCGAACCGUAUAUGUAUCGAGGAGAUGGUGGUCCAGUAAUUAUAAAAAAUGAAAUUGGGUAUUCUUGUUGUCGACAAGGAUCUACUAAAAAUCCUCCACCAGAGCAUCUGAGAGAUGGUGCUUGUCCAGGGUUUCAGACCAAAGAUGAAGUGUUAGAAGAUGACCCAGACUUAGUUGAUAAAACAGAUCCUAAAAGCAACUCAAAAUCAAAUACGCCAACGCCAGAAUUGAUGGGGAAAGAUCCCAAACAAAAUCAAUUUAAUUACUCAAAAGAGUAUUUGGAUAAUUUAGAACGAUUACGCAAUAAUUCUAGAACUGAAGUGCCUGAUUGUAAUUGUUUUCCUGCUGAUAAAAACCCUCCAGAGCCUGGCAGCUAUUAUACUCAUUUAGGUGCUGCAUCGUCCUUAGCAGAGCUUAGGAAAGAUCUAGAAGCUCGCACUGGUCUGUCAGGAAAGGAAUUAAGGAUAGAGAAGAUAUGUUACACGGGUAAAGAAGGCAAAUCUCCUCAAGGCUGCCCCAUGGCUAAGUGGAUAAUUCGACGUACGAAUUACACAGAGAAAGUGUUAGUGGUGGUGAAAUUCAGGAACGGACACAAAUGCGCAACGUCUUGGAUAGUGGUCUGCCUGGUUGCGUGGGAGGGGAUACCGCAGUCCGAAGCAGACUUGGACUACACGCUACUAUCUCACAAACUGAACAGAUACGGUCUGCCGACCACCAGGCGGUGCGCUACUAAUGAGAACAGGACUUGUGCUUGUCAAGGUCUAGAUCCUGAAACGUGCGGCGCCUCCUACAGUUUCGGCUGCUCCUGGUCCAUGUACUACAAUGGAUGCAAAUACGCCCGUUCAAAAACUGUCCGGAAAUUCCGGCUGUCGGUCAAAACUGAGGAGAGCGAGAUCGAAGAACGAAUGCACGUCCUGGCAACACUGUUGAGUCCACUGUACAUGAAUUUGGCGCCAAAAUCCUUUGAAAACCAGUGCCAAUUUGAGAAAGAAGCCUCUGAUUGCCGACUGGGGUUCAAGCCUGGAAGACCAUUUUCUGGUGUCACGGCGUGCAUCGACUUUUGCGCUCACGCACAUCGCGACCUGCACAACAUGAAUAACGGUUGUACCGCUGUCGUCACACUGGCAAGACAUCGAAGUCUGGAAAAACCCACGGAUGAACAAUUGCAUGUGUUGCCACUCUAUGUCCUGGACACGACGGAUGAGUUUGGGUCGAAAGACGGGCAAGAAGAGAAGAUAAAAAACGGGGCGCUGGAAAUCUUGGACAAAUAUCCAAUGGAAGUUCGUGUGCGAUCAGUGCCUCUUCAACCUUGCCGACGUCACGGUAAGAAGCGGAAAGACGAAGAAAAUUCUGAAUCCAACAAUUCUUCCACAAACAAUACUCAAAGCCCCAAUAACCAGAAGAAACCUCAACAGUGCUCCACUCCAGGGCCCCGCACUCCCCAACCAAAUGACACGCGAAACAACGCCAGUCCAAGAAGCCAAAAUAGCGCCUCUCCUAGAGCGCACACUCCAGCUCUCAACCAAAAUCCAUCGCCUUUCAACAAUUCUUAUAACUCCGCUUUCGUAAACCCAAACAUGCACAAUCAAAAUAUUAUGAAUCCGAACUUAGGUAACCCGGCUUUACUAGACAUGGCUACCAUGAUUGACAACUUCACUGACGCUCAACUCCAAAGUAAUCAAAUAUCGAGUACAGUAUUAGAUUCACCUUACAAUCCAUAUGACCAAAGCUACAAUCUCCAUCAUCAAAACGCUUUAUAUAACCAAAAUCAGUUACCAACAGUAGUUGAUGCAAAUUGUCAAAAUGCUAACCCAAAUCAACUGCCAAGUUUCUCUGCUGGUUUACAAAAAAGGGAUCAACAAUUUCAUAAUUCAAAUACGGAGCAUUUGAAUAAUCCAAAUCCAAACCAAUGGCCAGAUUUUGCCAACAGUGAAAUGUUCAAUAAUGUCGUCAAAGAGGACCCCGACUCAACUACAGCACAUUUAAAUAUUCCGCCAAAUUUUAGUCCAGAUUCUAAUAGAAGUGAACCUAACUCACUAACGCCUAACUCGGAACAAGUACCACAUAAAACUACUACAGAAUUAGACAAACAUAACUUGAUACCGGGUGAUAUGAAUAAAAUACCUGAAUUCGACAUGCCUAAUUCCCCACGAUUAACGGAGAUAUCGCAGAAUGCCCAAGGCACACCCGAGUCACCUGCCCCGUCACAAAUACCAGAAUUGAAAUCACCAAAUAAUGAUAUGAACUCCACUGAAGGCCGCAAAAGUGUAUGGAAGUCACCUGAUUCUAAGAACUGGGAAACAUCAAAGCUAAAAGAACAGUCCUCUAAUGACAAUGAAAAUUCUUUAUUUAGAGUACCUAAAGCCAGACCACCAUCCAGAUCACAACAUAUCAACCCACCAGAAUGCGGUACAGAAAAUUCAACAUUUCUGAAACCAUAUCCACCAUCGGAGCGACCUCAUCUCAGUCAAGGUUAUGAACAUAGAAGUCCAUAUGAUAACAGGUUGACAAAUACCACAGCACCUCCCACAUCAGCUCCUCAAUCAAAUUACACGAUAAACCAUGAUGAAGUUAAUCAGAAUAUGGCAAUAUCUAAUAAGCCUGCACAAGAAUUUCCCGGAAAUAAUUUUCAAUCUGUUAACCAAAAUGCUUAUGGUAAUCAAACACCUGUUCAGGCAUAUGGUAACUAUCCACAAAUGCCGAAUGCAUAUCCUUUUCCACCAAACCCUUACGGCCAUUUCAACCCUUAUGAGGGAACUUACAACGACUACAACAGUUUAGCAUAUUACAACGCUGAGAAAUAUAAAAGAGAGGAGCUGUUAAGAAAUCCACAUUGCUAUAAUUCGUACGGUUAUCAGUACAAUCCCAAUUUCAAUCCAAACUUUUACCAAAAUCCAAGUCCAAAUUGGUGCCAAUCGUCUCCUAACUGGUGUUUAUACCCACCGGCUUUCUCCAUCCCGUACCCACCUGAACCACCCAAAGCGGAACCUAUAGGAGAAGUGACUGACGUCACAGAAAAUUUAGAAUGUUUCAAAGAUAGCCAAAUGGGAGGCGUAGCUAUAGCGUUAGGUCACGGCAGUGUCUUAUUCGAAUGCGCCAAACACGAAAUGCAUUCCACAACAGCAGUGAAGACUCCAAAUAGAAUGAAUCCAACGAGAAUAUCCUUAGUCUUCUAUCAGCAUAGAAAUUUGAAUCGACCAAAGCACGGGCUGGAAGAGUGGGAGGAGAAAAUGCGAUUAAAAAAACUGGGUUUGAAUCCUUCUACUCCGAGUACGCCGGGACCACAUUCCAACUCUGUGUCUCCGGCGACCACUCCAGGGCCUGAUCUGCGGCAAAAUGCCGAGAAAUGGAAGAAUAAUGAGAACACGAUUCCAGGUGGUUACAGUACUUUGGCGGCGUUGGUGGAAGCCACGAACGCUGCCAAGAAGAGCAGGCAGAUAAUGUUGCGCACGGACACGUCGACCACGAUGUCGUGGACGACGCUGUUCCCGAUGCACCCGUGCACGGUGACGGGCCCCUACCAGGAGUCGGCCACCUGACACAAGCCCCAGGCGGCGCCCCGACAUAAGCGACAAUUUCCAAACGAUGGAUUGAAGUCCCUUCCGUAGUUUUAAGGUCUAAGUUGCCUUUCGAUUUGUAGAAUCUAAUCUAAUCGUCGAUUAGAGAGACAUGUGCUUUCCAAAAUAUUUUGUAGUUCCUGGAUUUAUAGAUUUAAAAUUAAGGUUCGUUCGCCGGCGCGGACCGGUCCGAUGUGCUAUGAUAAAAUUAACAGCGAGAUUCCUUUAAGCAUUUACAUUGGAAUUGACUAUCGUUUUAACGUAGUAUUUUUUAAAGCUAUACCGAGUGAUUUUUUAAUCAAAGAUGUAACUUUAAGUUAAUAGUGUUUAUCGCAUUUCAGCUAGUCUUAUGUUACUAUGUUAGUAUCGAUUGUGUAUUGUCGAAUGACCGUAAUUGUGUAGAAUUUUUGUAUAUUGUCGUAUUUUUAGUUUUUACCGUUGACUUGAUUCGUUUUGGGAAUUUAGUUUAAUUAUUUUACAUACUUCACUGUAAAAAAUAGGGAAGUUAGUAUGUUUUGUCUGCAUAUUUUGUCGAUGUUUUCUAAUUAAGCGCAUAAUAUAUUGUAUGCGAUGCAAUGAUCUCAUAAACUACUAACCUGUAUGUAACCGUAUCAGAACAAAAGUACAAAACAUCACAUCAAAAGGUUGUGGCCCUGUGGCGGAGGCCGAGGGGCGGAGGAUACAUUCGGCUAUCGUGUUUAUUGAUAUUUUUGUACCUUUGUCUGUUUUAGUUGUUUUACUUUGUAACCUUAAUUACCAUUCCUGAAUAUUAUUUCGGCGUAUGUUAUAAUUUGGCCGCGAAGCCGGCGCGUCGUGUAUUUUUACUACAAACAUACGAGUGCUUUUCUAUUAGGUUAGGAUGUGUGUAUUUUUAACUUUUUAGAAUAUUUAACUUAUUUAUAUUGUAUUACGUGAACCAUUAUCGAAUCAUUUUCUUUGUAAUAAUUUAGUGUUACUGUAGACAUUAAUAUUUAAUAUAUUUGCUUUAUGACUCGAUUAAAUUAUUGCGGUUGUUUUGAGCAUGUUUCAAGGAGCCUUCUUUACUCUCAUCGAGUGCCUGUAUGUUCGGCUAUAAUAAGUACUCGUUUCGUUGGUAUUAUCGUGAAUCUAAUUUCCUACAUUGCCACUCGAAAUGUGACCUUAUUCUUUAAAAUUACUCUUACUUAGCGCGACGAUAAAAUUUUAUAAAUUAGAUACAAUAAAAAGAUGAAUAAUUAAAUACAUUAUAAGAAUAGAAUAUGUGCAGAAAAAAAUUCAGGCGCUUGGAAAGAUUAUAAAGUAGGCAUAUUAUGGAAAAUGAAUGAAAACAUACUGAUGAAUAGUUAUUAAUAUAUAAUUAGGCUAAGUAAAAGUUUGUUUUAAAGAUUAAACUAUUGAUAUAGUUUAUAUUUUUUACGUGUACGUAUUUAUUGAAUGGUAAAUUUAUUGGGACGAACGUGAAAUUAUUUAUAAGUGAAAGUUUUGAGAACAAAACUUAUAAAACUAAGCAAUAAUAGACAUCGGGGUCUAUAUAUAUUGUAACGUAGGAGUGAAAAAAAAUAAUAUAUCGAAUGGUGCGAUUUUGGCGACCUUUUGUAUCCGCUUCGGUUGAGUUUUGGACGAAAUUUGCCUAAAUUGAACAUUGUUUUUGUACAUUUGGUAAAAUGCCCUUUUUCUUGCCAGUACUAGCUGCCAACUUCAUGUGAAUUCAGUGUGACUAGACAUAUCAAAGGCAUUAUUUUGUGGAUAAUUUAAAUGGGUCGAUUCCAGUCUACUAGGAUUGAGUGACGUUGGUAUAUUUAAAAAUAGGUUUUAUAUUGCCUUAAAAAUGAAAAAAACUUACAUUUCUGGUUUGAAAAAAGGAUAGAAAUGAAAAAUCAUAAAAUUUAAUUUAUGAAACAGUAGAUAUACAAGCACCAAUUUAGUACUUAUAAAAAUCAAACCCGAUCGGAAUUGACCCGUACCGUACAAAAUCCUUGCUAUUGUUAUUUAUACAGGCAACUUUUGACACCAAAUUGUAAAAAAUAAUAAUUUUGUAGUCGAUGUAACAUCUUUUAUAAGUAAAAUCAUUUAGGCCACACUAGGAACCUGUGAUAUAACCAUUAACUCACGAGUGUUUGACUGCUUGUAUGUUCGUCUGUCAUCGUGUGAAAAUUGUUAAUUGUUUACAGGAGCUUAGUAGCUAUCGGGUUAGUUAGCCGUGCAAGAAAAUUGUGUCGUGAGCGUAGCUAGGAUGAGCGUUCAUCUUUAUAAAAUUCGACACCAAAAAAAUGAAUAUAUCUAUAAUAUUGUAUUCAAAUUAGGUCUAAUAGAUUGCAUAAUGAAAAUGAAGUAUUAAUCCUUAUAACCACCUCCCUGGCUACGCUAAUUAUAUUGGGGAAAAAACUGUUUUUUUUUCGAAACAUUAAGUAAAUAAGUCCUCGUUAACUUGGCAUUAGGAUAGCAUUCAAACCAAAAACGACCAGUAUUGUCAGGAUUUAAACCAAAAAAAUGUUUUAAGUUUUGUACUUGGGUUUACCGAUGUGAAUGUUUUUUACGUGUUGAGCGGCGCGUACCGCCGAAACUAUUGUGUAACAAUAUUUUUAUUGUAUUCUGCCAAAACAAAAGAGUAAUCGAAUGUGUCAUGUAAAUAGAACUACCAUUAUUUAUUAAUACAAUAAUUUAAAAAGAA